UCCAAAUUUUUCUUAAAAAUCGCCAUAGACUCUUAAUGUUUACUUUAAUGUGGUAUGACACAUGAUUUCUCGAUAUUUGGAAACACAGCGGACCACUCAGGAAUAUUGCAGUCUGAAAUCCGGCCGUUACGGAUACCUUUAGCGGAUAGACUUAGUAUAACUGGUAGACGGAGUUCACUUCCAACCGGAUCUACUGCAUAUAACCGGAUUACAACAAGACAAUCGGAUAGAGGUUACGGAUUUCCGGAUUUUCCGGAUAGUCACAACCAAACAAUCGAUCUGGCUUCCGCAGUAUCGUACCGGACUCAGUCAUCACAAUACCACACGGGGCAGCAGCAAUAUUUUCAUAACCCCAACCCGGAAACGGGGGUCGUUUUCCAGGAUCCAUCCACAUUAGCGGGGUAUACAUCUUACCCGCUGGGGCAGAACGCAUUUACAAGGGGUUUGAAAGCCCAACAUGAAAAUUUAAAGAGGAGUUACAGCACAGGAAGUUCGGAAACUUCACGUUUUUUUACUUCAGGGCCUGCGCCACAUACCGGGAGCAAUAUUGAUCGUUGGGGCCGCACGGACCCCACUUUGGCGUUCCGGGAACGGGGACAUUGCGCUUCUGUUGACGAAAGCGUGCUGAGUGCCGCUGAGCGUCGCCAGAGACUUCGUAACCAGCACAGCGAGGGGGGACUAACGGCAGACGACAUUGCUUUUCUUGGUAGCCAGCAGUACCACACCCCCCAAAAUCCCCAAUUUUUGUCCUCCCAUCAUCACACACAAUUACUUCAAAACAUUGUUGGGAGUAUCGGAAAUUUCGCUACUUCGGGGAAUUUCCCCUCCCCGACUACAGCAUCUCUAGCUCCCCCUACAGGGGGCGGGUCUUCAGCCGCAAACUUAAGCGUAGCAGCUGUGGCGGCAGCGGCGCAAAGAUACCCGCAGUUAUUAGCGGGACCGGCUGCAGCGGCAUUAGCAGCGGGAAUUGGGUCUUCAUCUUCCCCUAGAACUAAUCUAACAGACCCCGGGGUCCUGGAAGUUGCUACAUUGUCCCAAUUCCAACACAAACAGCCCCAACAAGGGUAUUCCCGCCCCGGGGAAGAGUUUGUUCACCCCUCGCUGCAUUACCACCGGCACAACAGUGCUGCAGGUAUAAGCCCCAACACUGCGGCAGCAAUGCUAGCCUACGACACACCGCCCUACAGCUUCUGCUCUAUCCAGGACGAAUUUCAUCCGUUUAUCGAGGCGCUCCUCCCCCACGUGAAAAGUUUUGCUUACACUUGGUUCAACCUGCAAGCUAGGAAAAGAAAAUAUUUCAAAAAACAUGAGAAACGAAUGAAUUCCGAGGAAGAGAGGGCAGUGAAAGAGGAAUUAUUGCAUGAAAAACCAGAAGUUCAACAGAAAUGGGCGUCACGGCUUCUUGCUAAACUUCGGAAAGAUAUUCGACCCGAAUUCAGGGAGGAUUUUGUCCUGUCAAUCACCGGAAAGAAACCGGUUUGUUGUAUUUUAUCGAACCCGGACCAGAAAGGAAAAAUCCGGAGAAUAGAUUGCCUGAGACAAGCGGACAAGGUCUGGCGACUCGAUUUGGUGAUGGUAAUUCUUUUCCGGGGAAUCCCCCUUGAAUCAACAGACGGCGAACGGUUGAGUAAAUCUCCUCAUUGCGGCCACAAUGCUGGUUUGUGUGUUCAGCCUUAUCAUAUCAGCAUCACCAUUAAAGAACUGGAUUUAUAUCUGGCCAGUCACGUUCGGCAUGAAGAAUCAACUGAAGAAGGCAAUCGAGACGAUGACGAAGUAUUACGUGAAGAUGAUGUUAAAGGCACAAUCGGAGCUGUCCCUUCGUUCAAAACAAGUGGGGUCUUCGGGGUUCAAGAGAUUUACAGGAUUUCAAAAACGCCUAUCAUAUCCGGGGACGUUCACAACCUUCCCAUCAAUCACAGCAUUGAGAGUUCGUCGCCAUAUUACUACUCCCACCAUCAUGAAGGAAGAAUGCCACAGAGCCCUCUAGUGAUGAGACAACCUUCGUCGGGAAGUCAUUCAUCGAAUAAGCGCUUGAAAUCGUCGGGCAGCAGUAUGUCGACUGAAGAUCAGAAUGGAUUGGAGAGCGGUGGAGAGAAUGAAAAUGAAUCGUCGUUCUACAGCAGGCAACCCGGGUCCCAUCAUAGCUGGCAUGGGUCGGAUAUGGAUCAAGCAACAACAAGUCCACUUCAAUCUCCAACGAAUAAAACUCCCAGAAAUUCAAAUGAUCAUCCGGGAACGAACGUUUCAUCUGCAGGUGGAAAUUCGGGAAUGCCCCCUCCCCAUACACCCGGAGUUUCAACAAGCUCAACCCCUACGUCAUCUUUCCCAAGACUGCAAGCAGGUUCAUGGCACCCAGUACUGCAGCAGCCCCAUGCCUUUCCGUACCCCCAUACCCAAGCUUUCGGUCACCCAAGUCAGGACUUAAAAGAUUUUGCUCAGUUCGCUUGUUUAAGUGCAGAAGCCGCAAAACAUCAUCCUAGUCAGUUACUCAGCUAUCAUCCUUCUUCCGGAGUCAGAGGUCAUGACGGGUCACAGGAGAGUUCAAGAUGGCCGACGACGCAGGGUUCCUUGGACGAGACGUCAGCUGUGGAUUUCCAUCCUAUGAUACCGAACGACAGGAUUCAAGGCGUAGUACCAGGACUGAAUCCAGACGAGACCUUGGUUGCAGAGGAAAGACUUUUCCCGCCUAUUCCACCUGGGGGAAUGAUGGACAACUCAUCAGCCAAUGGAAGCGCAGCUUCAGCGGCUCAAGCCCCACCUAUGUCUAACGACAAAUGAAAAGACGUUAUGCGUGAAUAAAUUCGCGCCAAAAAAUUUAAAAAACGUGGGGAGGAAAAGGGGAGGCACAAAAACUGGAUCGGUCUUGCCGUCAAGAAAAUUAUUUUAAAAAAAUGGCUGCACUGGCCAUUUGAAGUAAUGCCAGUUGAAUCAUUAGAGUCUGUUGACCCUCAGUGGUAAAUUUUCUGUUUCUCUUCCGGGUAAAUGGCCAAUUAAUGACUAACGAGUUACAUGAUAUUGGUCAAGCAACGCUGAACAUUGUCAAAAUAAGCCAACAUGUACUUUUAUAUUAUCCUAUUCAUUGAAGUUAACCUCCAGCGUUAAAUUUCCUGCUUUUUAUUCCGGAUAACACGUCGAUGUCAAAGGUCAGAGCUAUUUUUCCUCUGCUUUAAUCACAAAUGAUCAAGCGUUGUUCGUAGAUAAACCGUACCUGGAAAGCACGUUUCGUACUUAGCCCAAACUUGGCCAUAUAUAUUUCAUCAAAACUUUGAGACUGAUUGACAGUAUUUAUGUUCAAAGGUUGGUACUCCCGAAUGUAAAAAUGUGAACCAAUGUUCAGGUGCAAUUACUACCAGAGUCACAUGGCUAGUCGCUGAACUCGUAAUAGAACUAAAAUAAAGAAAAUCGCAAGGAAAUUAUGGCCUAGCCCUAACCUGGUACACUUACUACGUUUCGGUGUCCGCCAUCUUGGUUCACAUACUUCGGGAGUACUCACAUACUCCAAGCCAAAAUGACCAAACACACCAAAUUGUGUUUUUUGGCCAACCGAUCCAAAAUGGUUUAUACAACGCCUUUACACGUCUUAUACUCUGACCAAUGUGCAAGCAGUCACUGAUAUGCCAUUUAGCUACUAUAAUUUACAAAAACUCGAGCAAUUGCGGUCCCCCCUCCCCCUAAAAAAAGAAAACCCAAUCGAAUCGUCGCCAUUUCAAAUGAAUUAUAUCUUUCUGAACUCUAAAUUAUAUUUUAAACGAACUCAAUUGUUAAACCUUUUUUCCGUUUUAUCAGAAUUUUCAUCGAAUAUAUUCGGUUCGAUUCUAAAUUCUAGAACUUUGCUACUAACUGAUCACACAAAGUGGAAAGUUCAAUAUUUUAAUCAUUUUUAAAAUUUUAUCUCUGUUAUAUUCUUAUUUUUUGACUCGUUGUUUUAUCUAUAGAUAAUGAAAUAUGUCAUAAACAGUUUUUCCGUUAACUCUUAUCUACUUAUCAAAUAUCUAGAUAACAAAUGUCUCGCUAUCUUUGCCUUGAUACCCCUUAACUUUU
Molecule: messenger RNA, 4041 nt
Organism: Styela clava
Lineage: Eukaryota; Metazoa; Chordata; Ascidiacea; Stolidobranchia; Styelidae
Source: RefSeq, a predicted model, not a curated record